Strongylocentrotus purpuratus (purple sea urchin) is the source of this 6378-nucleotide messenger RNA. Its product is annotated as nuclear receptor subfamily 4 group A member 2. Gene Ontology annotation, biological process: cellular response to corticotropin-releasing hormone stimulus; regulation of transcription by RNA polymerase II. NCBI's taxonomy places the organism in Eukaryota, Metazoa, Echinodermata, Echinoidea, Camarodonta, Strongylocentrotidae. Gene Ontology annotation, cellular component: nucleus; transcription regulator complex. The record is from RefSeq and is a predicted model, not a curated record. Gene Ontology annotation, molecular function: nuclear receptor activity; nuclear glucocorticoid receptor binding; zinc ion binding. The transcript has 7 exons. Bases 763 to 2955 code for a protein of 730 amino acids.
UGCAGGGUUUAGGGUGUAUCUUUUCUCACAGAUCAUGUUAUUUUUGGCGGAGUCUAUGAAGAGAGUUGUUUCUUGCACGAUCCGUUCAUAUCGGGACGAACAGACACCCGAUUUAGCCACUAAUCACAUGCUAAUGCAAUCCAGGCUGCAUUUAGCCAGUACGACGUUGAAUAAUUACUCACAUUGCUGCAUGGUCGAAAGCAGGCAGUGUGACGUCACACUUCGUCGUUUAGCUCCAAUCCCGUCUGGUCGUCGUGCACGGGAGAAGCAAUUAGAUCUGUGCGCGCUGAUUGGCUGGCGGCGAUAUUAAGGAAUGCAUGACGACAAUUCUCGCUCACGAUGACGUCGAUCGGGGCGCCUUUCGGGGGGUCUUCGUAUUUUUUUCUCGUCAACCACAGCGAUGAAUUGCCUUCUAUACAUAUACACAGCGAUGUAUUGAUAUAGGUCCGGAGUUGCAAGCCGAUGAGCUUGGGAGAAGCGUCGUUGUUCGCGAGCCCGUCUCUCAAGGCAGGUUACAAGUGAGCCCCAUACCGUUAGCACUGCGAUACCAUUGUAUCAGUCUGUGUUGUCUGGUUCAGAGGGUUCCUUCGUAGCUUUGCCGCGCGGCUCAGUUCGGGAGGAGAUUCGAAACCCCCUCUCGCACUUUCUCUCUCUCUCAGGCGGGGCAAGCUGGAUUAUCCUAGCCAAGCACUGUCCUGUAGUUGGCCGCUGAUUUGUCAUCAAAAUAUCGGAUCUUGGAAGCGGGCCAGGUUUCGCCCGUAUAUGGCGAGCUCCAUGCACGUGUUACUUCCACCGUUACAACUGAAUUUUAGGACAUUCUUAAGCAAGUGGUCUGAGGAAGAGUGGGCAACAGUGGACCGAAACGGCACCAGGCGUUCGGGCUACAUCGAUCCGAACGCGGGGUCAUCCCAGUAUAAUAUACUGGAAACCAAACUGUUUCAGAACCUUACCAGUCCCAACCUACCAGAAGGAAGUCCAGUCAGCCCACCACUCAGUACAGACGGGACGCUCAUCUCACAACAACAACAGCAGCAACAACAACAACAACAUCAUCCACAUCAUCAUUCACCUCCACAUCACCAAGCAACUCAACCGCAUCAACAGGUGCAACAGCAGCAUCCUCAGUCACAGACAUCACCUCCUCUUCAACAACCUCAAUCUCAACAACAACAACAACAACAAUCCCAGCAUCGAGUAACACCACAUAAUCACCAGCAGCAUACCCCUCAUCAAUCCCCGCAGAGGCAAUCUCCCGUUACCCCUAUGCCGGCCAGUAUGCCCUCUUACACCCCGAAACAAGACGCAUCCUCACCGCCUUGUAUUGUUCAAACGCCAGAAACCUUCUCAUCAAACUAUAGCAGUCAACCGGUUUGCACUACCGCCAGCAGCAGAUUGCCUAAUUUUCAGGACUGUUUUGGCCCUCCAGGAUUGAGGCCCAGUUACGAAGAACAUUCACCAGAGUUUCCACCAUUCAGUUCAAUGACGGAGUUUCUGCCAAGUGCGACUCAACCAGAAUCCUACGACAGGGAGUACCCGCUCCCUGCAAUCCCCUCUAUGGCUGAGCACAUAGCUUACCAACAUGCAUACAGCCCAUCCUUAACGGGUGUCACUCCUCCAACCACAUCUCACAGCACGUAUUCCCCUGUGGCUCAACAGAACGAUUAUUAUGACACAAGUUUUACGCAUGACGUUUCGACUAUCCAUGUUGAUGCGAGCUUACCACCUCAUUUCGUUUGGGGUACUUCACAAGAGGGUCCCAUUCCAACAUGUACGGAAACAUCCAUCUUGGAAAGCAAGCCUCAUCAUUACCCAAUGCCACCAAACCCACCGCUUGGUUCUCAUCAUAAUAUUAUGGUCGGGGCAAGGAGAAACAGUCCCAUCAUGUCACUAUCACCAGAAGGACCUAUGAUAACCCCGCCUAGGACGCCCUCUCAGGAAGGCAUGUGUGCUGUGUGUGGGGACAGUGCAGCUUGCCAACAUUAUGGCGUCAGGACGUGCGAGGGAUGCAAGGGUUUCUUUAAGAGGACAGUACAGAAGAAUGCCAAAUACGUGUGCUUGGCCAACAAGAACUGCACGGUAGACAAACGACGGAGGAACCGAUGUCAAUAUUGUCGCUUCCAGAAGUGUCUAGCCUGUGGGAUGGUCAAAGAAGUUGUUCGAACCGAUAACCUUCGAGGGCGACGAGGUAGACUGCCCACCAAACAGCGGAACUCUCAGGAUCUCCCUCCCCCAUCCCCUCCUGUCAGUUUGAUCACAGCCCUGGUCCGAGCACAUGUUGAUGCCUCACCAGCUAAAGCCAACCGAGACUACAGCCAGUUUCGGCUGCCAGGUGACGUCAUUUCACCACCACCAGACAACGAACAGCUGCAAAUCUUCUACGACAACUUUUGUUCGUCGAUUGACGUCAUCCGAUCGUGGGCGGAGCGUAUCCCUGGUUUUAGCGAUCUCUGCCGAGAAGAUCAAGAUUUGCUGUUCCAAUCAUCAUGCCUUGAGCUCUUCGUUCUCAAGAUGGCGUACAGAGUAAACCCGGAGGAUCCAUAUGUAGUAUUCUGCAACGGAAACGUCCUCCACAACCAGCAAUGCGAACGGGGCUUUGGGGAGUGGCUAGACGAUAUACGGGCAUUCUCCAAAGUACUUUCAUCCCUUGAAAUUGACAUCUCAUCGUUCGCAUGUCUGUCAUCUCUUGUUCUAAUCACCGAGAGACACGGAUUAAAAGAACCAGAGAAAGUGAGUCAACUGCAAAACAGGAUCAUUAGCUGUCUCAAUGAUCACGUGACCUACAACACUUGUGCGCAAACGCGAGCCAAUUUCCUAUCCCGGAUGUUGAUGCAGCUCCCUGAGCUUCGUGUGUUGAGCAAGAAGGGACGCCAGAGAUUAUGCGCACUCAAAGUGGAAGGUGCAGCCCCAGUACCUGGCACCAUCGAAAAAACUUAUGAGCCUAACUUGCCUUAUUAACUCUGGGUUCAAGAAAUACUUGAUGUUUCUACUCUGAAAGGCUGCCUUCUGAGCCAACAGAUAUUCACAUUAGUUGAUUGACAUGUUUUACUAUUCUCACAGUACAACCAAUUAUGCUUUACGUUUAUAUUGUCAUACACGAUUGUGAAUAAAUUAUAUAUAGGUUUGCACCUUCGGUUAUUUAAAUAGAGUAAUUUUAAAUGUUUUAAAAUGAGAUGAGAUGAUAAUCGCAUUUCUAUGAUUUUUUUUCUGUCAAGGUAAACCUUAUUUAUCCAUAAAGAUAAAUUACUCUUUAUAAAUGUUGCGGUUAAUCUUACUUUUUUCCCCCUCUUACCUUCAUCUUCUGUUUUUUGAGCACAUAAGAAUCAUGUGAACAAAUUUGUACUAAGAAAGCAUGAAAUUUCUCAUAUAAAUAUUCAUUGGGGGAAAAUAGCUUCAAUUCUACAUUUUGAUGUAUUUACCAUGUUCACACAAUUAUCGAAGCGUAAGCAAGUCAAGUUAAUUUCAUCGCUUUAGAUAAUAUACGCCUAAAUUUUAUCAAAUUUAUACGUUAUAUCGAUAACAAAUUGUGACGACCUGGAAAACUACGAUUUAGCUGGUAUUAUGAUAAAAAUCAGAGCAUUAUUUUGCAUGAAGGUAGUUGUGACGUGGGAUAUAUCAUGAAAACUUAUUUUUAACUUGUUACAGUGCAAUCUAGGAUUGACUUGUAAACCAUGUGAACACUGAAUUAUGAAAGAAUAAAUAAUUGCAAAUUCAAGUUUUUUCUAUAAAACACAUGUCGGCUAAAUAGCUAUGAGAUGACACUCAUAAUUAGUUAGUCAGGUAUACUUUUUCAUUUUGAUGACUUUAAUCUCUUUCUGUUAUUGUAUUUAGGACGGGUUCGUGAGACAAUAGUCGUAAAUUACACAUGUAUUUUUGUACGGGGGUAACAGUCUUACAAGUCGUAAAUUAAAAAGUUUUAGAUUGAUUUGAACAGGAGAUAUUAUAUCAUGAAAAACAUUGCUUUUACCGGUCUUUCAGGAGCUCAUGCAGAAUUACAUCUCAGUUUCACCAAAUUUCUACGGGACAUUUUAGCGGUUUGAUACGUAAUUAUUUUUUAUUUUGUUUGGCUGCUUCAUUGAUCCGCAAGGUUUCUUUACAACAACAAAAGUAGCGCUAGUUCAAUAUCAUUAUGCAUGAUUUCUCAUGUUUAUUCACGAUGUAAAGAUGAAAGUAAAAGUAGUUAAAUUGUUAGUUAGCAGCUGAUAAAACGCUUUGUAAAAAGGAUAUGAUAGUAAGUAGGGAUUUAAAAAAGAACGUUUGUAAGCGUGGCCAAUCUGCAGCUGUAUGUAUUGUUUUCAAAGAAAAAAAGCACAUGAUAAAUUAUAUGUCGUAAGGUAUUGUAGAAUGAUCUAGUGUAUAGUACCCAUAAAACAUAUCAAUUUUGUUUGCACUACCUAACGUAUAUUCUUAGGGAACUUAGAGUAGUACCUCUUGUAAAUCUAUACUUACACCAAAGGUUAUGAUUUUGAAAGAAGUUUAGAUGUGCAAAAAGAGUAUCAUGAUCAUCACUGUACAAAGCUGCAAACCACUUAUGAAUCUAGCGAAAAAUAUUCUUGUAAAUAUGGAAAUAUGAGGUGUUGUGGAGAUCCACACGAAAACGUGAGAUUGUAGAUAAUUUUAUAGUUAAGAUACUAAGUAAUGUAUUGCAGUACACGAUGUCUAUGCUAUGAUCACUCAAAUGUGCUAAUUAUUAUGUAUACGAAAAGAGAUACAUGAAUAUUCAUUAUACAUAUAAACUUUGUUACAUUUUGUUUACGAAAACAUUUUGUUUACCGAUUGUUGAAGAUGAAAGAGGAGGAUAUGAUGUUGCACGAGUAGACAUGCUUAUUGGCAGGUCCACUGCCUGUUUGACACUGAAUUCUUACUGGUUCUGUAGAAUAGUCAUUUUAUACCAUUUUGCUAUGAAGAUGAAAAAAACAGAAAAUGUUGCAGUCUUUUUACAUUAUUGCUAACGUGGACAUGUUCUGUGGAUGUUUCAAAAAUGCAUAUUCAAUGACUUAUUUAGAUGAAGACAAAUCUUUGUAGGCCUAUGACUGUUUUGAUAAUUUGGGUAGCAUAUACCGUUAACUCCCUACCAAGUCUCAAAAGUGAGAAAGAUGACGUAAUCAUAUAGGGUGAAUGAACGGCCAAUAAUUCAAUGUCAGUAUAGACAAUACUCUUAACUUUUAGCCGUUGUGUCUUUUUUUGAAAUGCAUUAUGACUGUGAGCACAUUUUGAUAGAUGUCUAUGCGUUCUUGCGUAACACUAUUCGACCUUAUAACACGAUAAAAUGCAAUUACUUUGCUGAAAGUCCUGUUACGAAUCAUAUACUGCCAAAAUCUGUUUGUUAUCUGGAUACUUGAACACUGGUGUAUAUUUUUAUAAUGUGAACGUAGUGAAAAUCAAAUCUGUGAAUCUCUUACUGUAGCAAUUUUGCGUUUUAAAUUCGAGUGCUAUUUUUGAUGUGAGAUAUUAACACCAAUUAAUUUCCCAUGAUAGUUACACUGCACGAUGAAUCAUAGACGUUAAUUACCCAUCUAGUGCAAGAUUUGUUUUUAUUCUUUUGUGGUUAUUUUGAAUUUGAAAAAUAAUCCAACUAGGUUAUACAUUCAAUUUUAUUUUGAACACACUUUAAAUGUUUCUGCCGCAUAAUGUGUAAUGGAUGUUGUCUGUUGUGAUAGAUGCUUUAAUCUUUAUAUACAAUUUAUAUAUGGUGUUGAUGAUUCUAUUCGUAAACUAUCGCAUCUCAACAUUUAGUGCAAUGUCGUCCUCGUUUUAUAUGGAAACAGAUGUGUGCAAAAUUGAGCACGUUUAUACAAAAUCGUAUAUCGGAGAGAGAGUGUGAGAGAAAGAAAACUAUCAGAAUAAAGUUAUUAUUUUUCUACGUAUACAUGUGCCGAUAGUAAAUGUACUUAAUUAUGUUCAAAUAUGAACGAAAAUGUGGUAUUAUCUUUGAUGAGCAAGCCCCCGAAAAUAGAAACAGAAUUUUAGUCAUUAAAACAUGAAAUCUGCUUUAUUGGGGAAACGAUUUUUAUUUUUAAAAGAUAAAAUUGAUCAAUCAGAUUAUCGGAAUCAUUUUUAUAUAAUAUCAAUCAAGGAAUUGAAAAACUAUACUAUCUGAAAUAAGGAUAUCGUAUAUCAAAAUGUGAAACCUUGCAAAAGUCAGGCUAUACAAUUGAAUGGAGAGGAACAUUCUAGACAUGGGUUCCUUCUUUAACAAACGGUUGAAUCUUUCUUAUGUUUGGCGUAGUCUCGCUAAGAGACUCGCACGCUUGUUCUUAUGUCAUUGAAAUAAAUACAAGUACUUUUAGGCUAUGCUAUGAGUGUAUAUGUUCUUCAGAGUUUUAUAUGAUAUUACUGCUAAAAUAAAACGUCCACUGACACGAUAAUUACUUGCUCAGA